CUCCGGUAGGUUUGGCGUGCGCGGAUUUCUGAAGCUCUAGGACACGCUUGCACGUUAUUAUCACUGGUGCCUUUCUCCUUGCUUGCUUAAAUGGCCACCACUUAGGCCUCUACGGCAGAAAUCGCUAUAGACUCUUAAGGGCCGCGGAAUCGGGACGACCUUGGUGACUGCUUUGCACACUCCCGGCACAUCUGCGUGCACGAGUUGGAUGUAGACGUGGGUUGUAGAUUUAAUUUUCCCCAGCUUUGCAACUACUCUUUGGUCCCAUUAGUUUCACAGAACGGGCCUCUCCAGCCUCUACUGGAAGCCGAAGGGCGAAACCUCGGAAAGGCAGUUAUUCUACCCUGGUGAGACUUAAUAGGGUACAGAGAAGAGCGACACGAUUCCCCCUGCAUCUCUAUAGAGAUUGGUCCUUCUGUCUUCCCCUACAGUCGUAGCCUUCUAACGUUCCCUUCCUGUGUUGUUUAAGUGCCAAUAUGAGUGACCGCUAUCUAGAACAAAGGAUAAGUAUUAAAUUUUGCGUGAAGUUAACUACAAGUGAGACGCAUCAUCUUUUAAAAGAAGCUUAUGGGGAUGAAGUCAUGUCAAGGGCCAGAGUUUUUGACUGGCACAAAAGGUUUAAGGAAGGGGAAGAUUUUCGAGAUGAUGCCCGAACUGAUCGUCCAGUUACACAUCGGACUAAUGAAAAUAUCCAGAAGGUCAAGGACUUGGUUUGUUCAAACUGGCAGUUAACAGUGAGGAUGAUUGCUGAAGAGUUACAUUUAGAUAAAGAAACCGUUAGACUCAUUCUGAAAGAAAACUUGAAUAUGAGGAAAGUUUCUGCAAAAGUAGGUAUUUUGGAGAAUGAGCUGAAACCUCAAAAACUUCACUUUCAGUCUGAUUUUUCAAAGGAAACUAGGAAAAAUAGCUCGUGUGUGAGGAAAAAGGUAACAAGUACUGAAACAUGUAAUCAUCUCUCAUGUCGGACUGGUGGGGAAAUGCCUCUGCCUGUAUCCCAUCCCAAAUUCCACUACCCUGCCAGCCAGCUUCUGCAGCCUUCGUCUUCCGCAAGCCUCUCCAAGGCAGCUCAGGGUUGGUUCACACUGUGGUGAAAAGAAUAUGAGGUAGCCGAACAUGAACGAGAAAGCUGCCUCACAGUUAGGCACCUCAUUUGCUGCUCAUCUGUUUCAGCCUUCUCUACCAUUCCUCCCUACAUUAUCAUGGCCCUCCUAGUUACUCUUUGCUGGACCAUUGGGCCACCUUCCUGCUGUUCUCUGUAACUUUGACUGGUUCUCGGCUGUUAACUUCUGGCACUUGAUUUCUUUUGCUUAGCAAGUUUGGAUCGCAUCACUGCCCCGACCUUAGCUUGUUUUGGCUGUCCUGUUCCUUUGUUUUCAACAUUCUGCCUCAGGACAUCGUACCAAUGAAAGGUGGGAGCAGGACCUCCUCGAGUCUACCUCUCUGUGCCUAGGGAGAUAUACAUUUCUGGAGGACCCCAAAAGAAGGCCUACAGUUCCAGCCGGCUUCACAGGCAGGGCCUGAGGACCAUUACAUAUUCCUACAUCAGAUGAAGCCUUGAGUUCCCCAGAAACACUUGCUACCAGGGACACUGGACUUCUGGAACAAAGCGCCCAGUGUCUGGCUAUUGCAACUUUGUGCCGAACCUCGUAUUAAUCAUUUCUCAGGUCCAGUGGUAAUUGUUGCAGAAUUGUAUGCUCUUGGGCCACAGCCAGGAUCCCACAACAUUACCUAUGGGCAUUAUCUACAACCUAUUAUAACUCGGAGGUCCUGAGAGAACUUAUUUCUGGACUUAUUCCUGUCCUGUGAACAGGGCUGGUGUAACCCUUCCGAAGAUGCUGGACCAAGACCUGCUGCAGUGUAGGGUACCAUUAAGCAGUGUUGGCCCAGACAGGGUUUGGACCCAGCAACUGGAACCAGAUAAUCAGGGAUGUGGUUUCAAAUUGUUCCAAGGAGCUAUAAGGAAAAGGACUUACCUUAGAUCAUGUCUUCAGUAUUCAGGUCAAACUACUACCUGAAUGCAUUGCCCAUUUGCAGGGUUUCCCAGAAAACAUUCAGUGAGAUUAUAAUAAAACCCUAAAAUGCCUCAGGUAUUUGGGAAGGAAAAUUAUUCCCCAAAUAUUCAUCCAUAGCAAACCAUUCAUACAUGGCUGUUAAGAAUCACUAAACCUCAGGCUAGAGCAUGAUCUAGGAAUAUCCCCCAGACAGGAAAGUUCUGAUACAACAGUACCCCUUAUGUGCCCACCAACAAAACCUUUUACUGCUGCUAUGAAUUUUGCCUUGGCCUGCACCUUGCUGCCCAGGCCUCAUGAGCUAAUAUAGACUCACAGAUCCACCCAUCCUCAUGCCAUGUGCUCUUGUCCUUAGCUUUUCUCAGACACCCCUCAGUUUAUCCUUGACCAUUGCUCUUGCUCCUCUGUUUGCCUGGUGCUUUGUUUUCUGGUUCUGGACCAUACCUCCCUGUGGUAGCUGCUUUUGGCCACUUUGAAUUGCCCUUUUGGUCAUGGUUUUCUGCUCACCUUGUAACUCCUCUCUCCUCUGAUUUUUUGGUCCUCCUUCCAGCUGCCCACUUCACCCCAUAAUCUUGAAUAAGGAAACUGCACCAGCCCCAGCCCCACAUUGCCUUCCUAUCCUCAAGAUGCAAGGUUUGUAGCUGUUAUCCUGCCACCAAGUCAAAGGAAAGGACCACUUGGACUACAUUAUAGGCUCUUGGGAUCUGGCCAUGAACUCUUGUUCCUGCUCUAUUUCCACCACUUUCUUCCUCAACUUCACAAGUGCUCAACACUUCUUGAAAGAGAAUAUGGUUCCAAGUCUUUCAUUCAGCUGGCUGGAGCAGUUUUAAAAAAAUGCAUUUCAUCUCUGGCAAGUCACAGCAGAAUGUCAUAAACAGCUGGAAACUCUCUGAGUCACUGGCCCUCAGAAUCUUGCCACAUUAGGAGAAAGCCAAGGCCACAUGGGGCGCCACAUACAGAUGUUUCUGCUGAUAAUCCCACUGAAGAUUCCAGGCAAUAGCUAACAUAGCUCGUCAUAUGAAUACAUAAGCCCUCAGAUGUUUCCAGAUCUUAGCCUUCAAGCUGCCUCAGCUGAUACCCAAAGGAGUAGAGAUGAGCUGUCCCCACUAAGCUCUACCCAAAUUGGAGAUUCACGAGCAAAAUAAAUUGUUUAAGCAAUG
Messenger RNA from Manis pentadactyla (Chinese pangolin), 3169 nucleotides. It is a transcript of the gene GVQW3, whose product is annotated as GVQW motif containing 3. The record is from RefSeq and is a predicted model, not a curated record. NCBI's taxonomy places the organism in Eukaryota, Metazoa, Chordata, Mammalia, Pholidota, Manidae.